Molecule: messenger RNA, 6561 nt
Organism: Taeniopygia guttata (zebra finch)
Lineage: Eukaryota; Metazoa; Chordata; Aves; Passeriformes; Estrildidae
Gene: SMARCD3
Product: SWI/SNF related BAF chromatin remodeling complex subunit D3
Source: RefSeq, a predicted model, not a curated record
CGGCGCGGGCCCCGCUCCUCCGCCGAGCCCCGGCGGCUCUGCUGCCUCGCAGGAACUCGGCUCGCUCGGAGGGGCAGGCAAAAAGGGGGAGCCCAGUGCUCAUCUACCGCUCCCGAAUGUGGGCUGCAGGCCCCCUCGGGAGGGUCUCCUUUAGCAGGGACUGACUUUACCGAGGGAGACACCAUCACUCUUCUGGGUUUGCCCAUCCUGCCCUGACAUGAUGCAUGCAUCCUCUGGAGAGGAGGGUCCUCUUCUUAACACCCUGUCCCUGGAGACCCCUCAGCGCUGCCCUGCAUCUAGCUGACUGCUGUCUCUGCUGCUCCAGGAACCACCAGCCUCCACACAGGAGAUGGCAGCUUUUGAGAGAGAGUAGUUGACUUGCUGCCUCUAAGAUGCCUCUCAGUUCUGUCUUCAGAGGGAGAUGCAUGGUCCAAGAUACUCUCUCAGGACUAACAGAUCUGUGUCUGUGAGAGACUGAUGCUCUGCGUGGCCUUCUGGAAUAUCACCUGACUUCCCACACAGGCAAACCAUCUCACUUUGGCACCAGGAGUUUGCUGCUGGAGAUUGCUGCUCUUUUCCUCCCUCCUGUUCCCUGAAGCCUGAACUCUUCUCUGCCCCCUCCAUCACCGUGGCCUGUGGAGGAUCCCUGUGUGCAAGUUGCUGCUGGGAGAAACUGAAGUAGAAUUGAAAUGGGGGACUGAGGAGCAAGCAAUGUCAUUCACCAGUUAGCAUGAUCUGGGAGAGUGUGCAUUAUCCUUGCCUGGUGCUGUCAGCACUGCCCUUCUUGGAGAGACCAACUUCACACUACCACCCAUUCAAGGAAGUCCUGCAGCUUCUGGAAAUAACCAGUUCCUUGGUGUUGUCAGCAAUCAACAAUCUGCUAUUUUCCAUGGGGACACCACCAACCAAACAAGCUGAGCUCGUCUUCCCUCGAGAAAUUCCCUGAUCUCUCUGUGAGGAGGAACUUGCAGCUCGGCCUUGCCCCUAAGGCAGGAGCUGGAUCCAAAUGUAUCCUCAGCCUGCUGUCUUAGACCUGUUCCUGUUUAAGGUCACUGAGAACAUCUCCUGCUAAUUCAUCAUGACAUAAUAGCUGGUCUCCUGCUCCAUCCACAGGAUAAGUUUCUUGCUUCCUCUUGGUCUACACAGAUGUGACUCCAGGUGUUCAGCUGUCUUGUCUGAUACAGCGCCCUGGGAUGCCAUCAGGAGCUCGAAUGCCCCAUCAGGGGGCUCCCAUGGGUCCUCCAGGCCCCCCAUACGUUGGAAGCCCCUCAGUGCGACCGGGGAUGCCCCAGACUGUGAUGGAAACAACACGAAAACGCACUGCACCACAGCAGGUCCAGCAGCAGCAGGUGCCGCAGCAGGUGCAACAGCAGCAGCAAGCCACUCAGAACCGAGCUAGGAGUGCCAAGAGGAGGAAGAUGGCUGACAAAAUUCUCCCUCAGAGGAUCCGGGAGCUGGUUCCUGAGUCUCAGGCCUACAUGGAUCUCUUGGCCUUUGAGCGCAAACUAGACCAGACCAUUAUGCGGAAGCGUGUGGAUAUUCAGGAAGCACUGAAGAGGCCAAUGAAGCAAAAGCGGAAACUGAGACUUUACAUCUCCAACACAUUUAAUCCUGCAAAAUCAGAUGCUGAUGACUCUGAUGGCAGCAUUGCUUCGUGGGAGCUGCGCGUGGAGGGGAAGCUCCUGGAUGAUCUCAGCAAACAGAAACGGAAGUUUUCAUCUUUUUUUAAGAGUUUGGUUAUUGAACUGGACAAAGAUCUUUAUGGACCUGACAAUCAUCUUGUGGAGUGGCACAGAACUCCCACAACCCAGGAAACAGAUGGCUUCCAGGUGAAGAGACCUGGGGAUGUCAGCGUGCGAUGUACAUUACUCCUCAUGUUGGACUACCAGCCACCCCAGUUCAAGCUGGACCCGCGGCUGGCCCGCCUGCUGGGGAUCCACACGCAGACACGCUCGGCCAUCAUCCAGGCUCUCUGGCAGUACAUCAAAACAAACAAGCUGCAAGACUCCCACGAUAAGGAAUACAUUAACUGCGACAAGUACUUCCAGCAGAUCUUUGACUGUCCACGGCUAAAAUUUUCUGAAAUUCCUCAGAGACUCACUAACCUACUGCUGCCACCAGACCCGAUAGUGAUAAACCACAUCAUCAGUGUUGACCCCAACGAUCAGAAGAAGACGGCUUGUUAUGACAUAGAUGUAGAAGUUGAAGACCCAUUAAAGGGCCAGAUGAGUAGUUUUCUUCUCUCAACAGCUAACCAACAGGAGAUAACAGCAUUGGAUAACAAGAUUCAUGAGACAAUUGAAUCCAUUAAUCAGCUGAAAAUACAACGUGAUUUUAUGCUGAGUUUCUCCAAGGAUCCCAAAGGAUACAUCCAAGACCUUCUCCGGUCCCAAAGUAGGGAUCUUAAGGUGAUGACUGAUGUGGUUGGAAACCCGGAGGAAGAACGCAGAGCUGAAUUUUAUCACGAGCCUUGGUCUCAGGAAGCUGUGAGCAGAUAUUUCUACUGCAAGAUCCAGCAGCGCCGACAGGAAUUGGAACAAUCUUUGGGAGUGCGUAACACAUAAGUACUGCUCACAAAAUUCCAUUGGCAUCAUGACCACCAAACCAGUGGACUUCUCAGUGUUACUUAGCUCACUGUUACACAUGGACCUGCUUCCUGACUGGAUGAGAACGUGCCAUCAACACACCAGUCAGAACACCAGCUUUAGAGUGACCCUUGACACCCAGGAUGGGUGUCAAACCAUUCCAAGCCAGAGACAGCACCAUACAAGUGUCAGUGUGAAAGAAGACUAAAGAUUCACUCAUCAACGCACAUUGUUAAGUUUUAGUGGAAAGUUAGACACUACACAGCAAAUCCUAAUGGGCUAUGCUUAGAAUCAUGGUGGCACCGAUGGCGGAGGUUGAGAUAGGUGUUCUAGGAGACUACGGAUUUAGAGAAAUAAAUGCAACUCUUGCCCUGUGGUACCCAAGAGUCUCAAACAAUAACUUAUCUGGAAUUAGACAAGAUAGUCUUUCUUAUAGCUGUGGAAUGCUUUAUAUUCCUGAAUAGAGUUUUUAUUUCAGCCAGACCAAUGCAAGAAGCUGUCUCACCAUCUGAAAGAACAAGCUAGGAGCAUUUACAUCCUGGAAUGUAGAGCCCAUCUGGAAGAAAGACAUAUAGUCAGGCCAUCUCUUCUGCAGAUGCAAAUAAUUUCUCUUCCCCUUGUCCUGGCAGUGAAAGGUAGAUUGAAUCACGUCUCACUAGAUGGGUAUGAUCUGUACACUGUACUGAGAGAAAGAGAAUCAUUCCUGGGAUAAGAGCUUCUUACGCAUCCUUAAUAUCAGUGGUAUUAGCAACAAAUGAGGCAUUCUGAGAAAGCUAAAAUAACGUCAUAGUGCUUUGCUGAUGCCUGCCUUUAACACAGCAGAUAUUAACAAUAAGUAUAUAUGUAAAAUACCAGAUUAUUUAAAUGUUUCUCUGUGUGCCUGUAGGGUUCAUCACUGAAAAUAACUUCCUAAUUCUUGGUGUAGAAUCCAAGAAGCUUAACUUAAUGUCACAUGGUAGUUUUUUCUUUACUUCAAGAUGUUAACAGAGUCCCUGGAUUGGUCUCACAUUUUGACCAUAGGUGAAUUGCCUCUUACUAUGAAUUACUUAGCUCUCCCAUACAUGAUACAUGCUGGUUAUUUUGGAUACUGUUGAGUUAUAAAGCACUGUCAGCCUUAAAUAGCACAGAGAACAUAUCCCUUGGAAAUCAUCUUUGUAAAUGUAUGGCAAAUUCAGAUAAUGGGAAUUUACAGAACAAUUACUUGGAAGCAGGGACAUCUUCCUUGAAUCCUCAUUUUUUGUAGUGCACAGAUGAGGUGUAAUAAAGGCCCAAUAUAAUUUCUCCUCCAAAAAGCAGCUGCCAAAGUAUAACUGUCCAUUUGAUGUGGCACUCAAGAUCCUCCUCUAGGAUCCUUUUCACCUCCUUUCUUACACUUCCUUGGAAAAAGAAUCAAAUUCACAUGUGGUAUGGAAGGAAGGCAGCUCUUCUGAAUAAAUGCAUUUUUUCUCUAGUGAUGUGUUUUCUGCUGUCUUUGCCAAUUUCUCUCUUAGUUUGACUUAAAAGUUUCUUCUCUUCAGUCACAGAAGAGAUAGUCUUCUCUUUACCCCUUUAUUUAAUAUCUUUGUCUUCACAUUAAUAGUGCCAUAGCUUUUAAUCCAUCCAUUGUGUUCAGAGAUGUCUUGGAAAAUUUACUUUUGAUUGAAUUUACGUGAUGGCAGUACUCUCCCACAAAACCUGUUGGUGUGAGAAAAAGUACGGCAGUACUUCAUGGUCUGAGGCCUUUUACUGGGAAUGGCUUGAUUCGGCAUUUUUCCCUUUUGUGUUAACGCCUCUUUUCACAGUAAAAUGUGAAAUCCUGCAGUCUUAAACUGGUUAUACUGAGGGACUAUGAGGCUGCCACAGUGAUGGACUUGAAACAUUACUUAAUUUAGAACUCAGCAAAUUGGACUACAAGCAAGCAUUAUGAGAAAAAAGCAGUGGGGGUCAUCUGCUGCUGUGCUUCCAUAUUUUUUAUGCUGCUGUGUCCGUUGUGUGCAUGCUGCUUGAUGUAUAAAACUCUUGUCUGUAUGUGGCAAACAGCGGCUACAUUCAGGGAUAUGCUCAGUCUGCGGGAAUAAGAAAUGCAGAGAAAAAUACCAAGGAUAUGAGAAGGGCACAGGACUGAGAUAGAUUCCUGCAGAAUGUCUGCCUGGGAAUUCUGGGGUUUGAGAGCCUUCCUGCUGAAAUGGCAGAUAUUUGAGAGCAAUACCGGCCAUUUACCACAGCUGACAGCAUACUGGAGUCCAGCCUGGUUUUAGAGCCUCUGUAGAAUUAAUUGGAUGGAUCUGGUUCCAAGUCUCUUUCAGAGCAAAUUAACAAAAUUAAUAUGGUGUUGGUGCCAGUGUUCACAACUGCAUCACUGAAAGCUGAAGCUCUGUCAAGCAGCAGUGUUAUACUGAAAUGGGUGUGUGCAUGAAUCAGCCACUGAAGAUGGCACUGGAGAUAGCAGUCCAGAAUCUAAAUUCUUGUAUUUCACUGUCUAUGAAAACAGACUGGUCAAUACCAGUGAGUCUUAGGACUAGCUGUCAGAUGUCUUUCCUUUGGUUAAACUGAGAUUUGAAAUUCUGAUGCCUUUUUCCUGUGUUCAGGAACUGUUCAUGUCUUUUCACUGAAUCAGAAAGAGAAAAAUUUUGUCCUUUUUUCCAUAGGUGCAGGUAAGAGCUUGCUUGUUUGCGAAACAAAGAAAAACUUUAUUUGAAGAUAAAUAAUGGAGCAAUACUGGAAGUGACUAGACCAAGUGUUGCUUGAGCAUUGAAAAUGAAAGGUGGUGGCACUGAACAGGCAGGUAAUUUUGGCAGACUGUGAAUGAGGAAUUUAUUUUAAGUUCAGGAUAGUUGUCUUUUCGUGUGUAUAAAAGAUGGCAAGAUGUUUUGGGGUCUUCAGUUACCACCAUACAAAUCUAUGCAUACUGCAAAAAAACAUUCUGUGCAUAGAAGUAGUUCAUGCAUAGAUGAUAAUAUAGAUUGUUAGAAAAUACAGCAUCAAACUAGGAAAAAGUUCAGUGGAAUUCUGGAGUACCAGUAGGAGGGAAAUGUAUCUUGGAGCAGAAGUGUGGACAUGGCAGGUUAGAAACAGGUUUCUUUAAUCUUCUGGGUUGUUGGCCAUGAGGCAGGAAACAGAUCAAAUGUUUCUUAGAGAUUGAAAAGGAAGCAAAUGUUCAGUUGUGGAAUAAAGAGAAAAAUACAACAGUGGGAAAGGAAAUUUUAAAAUGGAGCAGAGUAUGACUGAAGCACCAGAAAGACACAGCACAAGAUAAGGUGCAAAUUACUGUUGGAAAUAGCACAGCCCACGUGAGUCUGUGCUUUCUCUGUGCAUGUGUAUGUGGACACACACCAUGUGUCUCUCAUGGGAGAGACAGUCGCAGUCGGUGUGUAGCCUAGAAAGUGGGGGGCAACGACAGAACCAAAAGUUUUGCAAAUAACUUUGAGACACACUGUCGCAUUUUCGCUGUUACCAGCAGGGAUUCAGUUUUUCGGCAUAGCAGGGUUGGUAGCUGUAGUGUAGACAUUGUCUCAGCUGGCCGUUUUUUUACACCACAUUGUUUAGGACUUACCCUGUGGAAGCCAGGUGAAAAUAUUAGUAUUUAAAUCUAUAUUGGUGCAUAUCUUGAGCUCCUAAUUUUGCCAAAAUGCUAAUCAUGUAUUUGGGGGUUGUUGGUCUGGUUUUGUGUGGAGAGCUCUUUUAAGGCAAUGCAAAGAGAUAAGGAGGGAAAGAAGACUUUUCCUGAAGAAAGUGGUCUCCUUUCUGUAACUGCUCUGUUGUUUAAUAGGAUAUAUCUGUUCUGACAGAUCCUGUAUUAUAAACAUCUUUUCCAAACUCACUGAAGAGAGGAACUCCAUUUAAAAAAUACAACAGUGGGUUUGUGAGAGUGAGCAAACACAUGUAUAAAGAACAGAGGGAAGGGAGAGGGAGACUCCCUCUGCUCUGUAGCCACCGUUGUAUGAUGCUGAGUGAUUCAUCGAAGAGCUUUUAACAAUAAAUACUUUGUUUCUUUGUA